This is a messenger RNA of Kuraishia capsulata CBS 1993, 942 nucleotides long. RefSeq lists its product as uncharacterized. Gene Ontology annotation, cellular component: proteasome regulatory particle, lid subcomplex. The record is from RefSeq and is a predicted model, not a curated record. Gene Ontology annotation, biological process: protein deubiquitination; proteasome-mediated ubiquitin-dependent protein catabolic process. NCBI's taxonomy places the organism in Eukaryota, Fungi, Ascomycota, Pichiomycetes, Pichiales, Pichiaceae. The transcript has a single exon. Gene Ontology annotation, molecular function: protein binding; proteasome binding; metallopeptidase activity. The coding region runs from base 1 to 942 and encodes 313 amino acids.
AUGGAUUCGCUACACGAUUUUUUGGUUCGGUCAGGGGGUCUGGGUGCCAAUGGAGGGGCCGCUGCCACAGAUGGCCAAGCGAUUGACAAUGCCGAGACGGUAUACAUUUCGUCAUUAGCCCUGUUGAAGAUGUUGAAACACGGUAGAGCCGGAGUUCCAAUGGAGGUGAUGGGUUUGAUGCUGGGUGAGUUUGUUGACGAGUUCACCGUACAUGUAAUCGAUGUAUUUGCCAUGCCUCAGUCCGGUACUGGUGUUUCUGUCGAGGCCGUUGAUGACGUGUUCCAAACAAAGAUGAUGGACAUGUUGAAGCAGACUGGAAGAGAUGAGAUGGUGGUGGGAUGGUACCAUUCGCAUCCUGGAUUUGGUUGUUGGUUGUCUUCGGUGGAUAUCAACACCCAACAGUCCUUCGAACAGUUGAACCCUAGAGCGGUGGCUGUGGUGAUUGACCCUAUCCAAUCCGUGAAGGGAAAGGUAGUGAUCGAUGCUUUUAGAUCGAUAAGUUCUACAGCCAUAAUGAUGGGCCAGGAACCAAGACAGACAACUUCCAACGUGGGUCAUUUGAACAAACCAACCAUACAGGCUCUGAUUCACGGGCUCAACAGAAACUACUACUCUCUGAACAUCGACUACAGAAAGACUUCGAACGAGAUUGGCAUGUUGCUGAAUUUACACAAGAAGGAAUGGCAAUCUGGCUUGAAAAUGAACGACUACAAUGAGAAAGAGAUACACAACAAAGACUCUGCAAAGGCAUUGGUUAAGAUCGCUGAACAGUACGUUACCAGGGUGCAAGAGGAGAAGGAAUUGAGCGAGGAGCAACUGAAGACGAGGUAUGUUGGUAAGCAAGAUCCCAAGAAGCAUUUGGGAGAGACAGCUGAGGGCUUGAUAGAAGAGAACGUUGUUUCUUUGUUAUCAGGCAACGUGAAUGCGUUGGCUAUUCAAUAG